Meloidogyne enterolobii is the source of this 348-nucleotide messenger RNA. NCBI's taxonomy places the organism in Eukaryota, Metazoa, Nematoda, Chromadorea, Rhabditida, Meloidogynidae. The record is from the annotation of a GenBank genome assembly.
AUGGCAUGUUGUUUUAAUACCUUAAUCCCUAAAACAUCCUACAAAACUUAUUCAAUAAUUUAUCAAGGCCUCACUUGCUGGGAAGAACUCCAACAAAUUAAUGGAGCACGAUCUCGUUAUUUUACCGCGGUCGAGGCUCGAAAUAAUUUUGUUAAUUCUAUAAAUAAUAUUCAAUCAUGCAGGGUUUAUUUGGGCCGUGUUAGAUUCCCUUAUGUAACGGAAGAAGAAAUUCAGUCAAUGGAAUUGGCUAUUCAGAAUGCUUUUAAUGAUUUACAGUCGAAUGUGGCUCUUAAAAGGGCAAGGGAUUUUUUUAAUUUUCAAAAAGAAUUGUUUUAUAAAGCAGAUUAA